This is a messenger RNA of Andrographis paniculata, 805 nucleotides long. RefSeq names its product protein BIC1-like. Lineage: Eukaryota; Viridiplantae; Streptophyta; Magnoliopsida; Lamiales; Acanthaceae. The record is from RefSeq and is a predicted model, not a curated record. The coding region runs from base 119 to 595 and encodes 158 amino acids. The transcript has a single exon. Gene Ontology annotation, biological process: blue light signaling pathway.
ACAACACAACACAACACUUACCACACUACAGCAAAACAACCUUACCUACCUACCUUCCAUCUCCAUUGAUUUCCAAUCCAUUUCAUUACUACAUCUUCUUCUCUUCUCUGCUCAUCUCAUGCACACUGUUGCUCUCCGCAAUUGCUUCAUUAUCAAUUCACCAUAUCUCAUUUCUGAUAGACAGACAGAGAGACAGAGCGUGAUGCAGGAGAGCAAAGAAGGUGCUGAAUACACACGCCAUUCCAGGGCGGCGUUGAAGAGGAAGCUCAUCUGUGAAGACGAAGACGAAGACGAAGAAGAAGAAGAAGCGUCUUCAAUUUCAAUAGCUCAUGUGGUGGAAAUGGAAACUGCUCCAACUGCAGAGGAUGGCGGUUCUCGGGAGAGGCUGAAGAAGCAUUGGGUCGAGGUCGCGGGUCGGGUCCGGAUACCCGACACGUGGGCCCAGGAAUCCUUCCUCAAGGACUGGAUUGACUCUGCAGCUGCCUUCGAUGCCUCACUCCUCACCACCCCGCUCAUGUCCGCCAGAGCCUCGCUCGCCGCCCAAGGACGACGGAGAGCCGCCGGCGCCGGCAACUCCAACAGGUUAAUCAUUUGAGAAUUGGGGACGGAUGCAGCUCAGGAUACAUAUUGAAUGAGAUCACAGAACACACAUUCCAUCUCCAUCAUCCACGCAUUAUUUAUAGAUUUAAAUUGCAGAGAUGAGCUUCUAUUUUUCAUUUAUAUAUUUGAAGGAGAUAAUACCUCAGAGCUGCUGUUAUCUAUCUCUGUGAAGAAUAAAUUAAUCUUCUUAAUUCUCCAGCUCUCA